Molecule: messenger RNA, 3458 nt
Organism: Hevea brasiliensis (rubber tree)
Lineage: Eukaryota; Viridiplantae; Streptophyta; Magnoliopsida; Malpighiales; Euphorbiaceae
Product: U-box domain-containing protein 5
Exons: 7
Coding region: 846-3122 (758 amino acids)
Biological process (GO): protein ubiquitination
Cellular component (GO): cytoplasm; nucleus
Molecular function (GO): protein binding; ubiquitin-protein transferase activity
Source: RefSeq, a predicted model, not a curated record
UGGCUUUACCCUUUCACUUUCUUCAUGGACGACCAAUAAAACCUGAUUUAUUGUUACCUAUAGUAGUAAAUUGCACUGCAAAUUUAGCUAGUUGACGGGUAUCUCUCUCUUGAUUUUGUCUAAAUCAUUAGAUAAGCUCUCUCUCUCUCUCUCUCUCUCUCGGUGGUUUUCUUUUUCUUUCUUGCAUAGACUUUGUUUUCCCUUUCGUUUUUGGGUUAUCUAGUGUUUUUGUAGGGCUAAAACAGAACUUUCUCUCUUCUUCUCGUUCUUUCAGGGGUGAAUCAAUUCUGGGUUUUGGGCUUUGUGUUAAUUACGGGGAAAUAUCCGUGGGGUAUUAGUUUUAGUGGCGGGUUUUUGGAAGUUGGGGUUUGAUGAGAAAGAAGAUUUAUGUGCACAGAUUCUGUGUUUUGUUCAUUAUCAUCAUCAUCAUCAUCUACAAAUAUUAUCUUGGGUUAUUGCUUUGGCAACUUGAAUUUCACUUGUGAUUGGGUUUGCUUUGGCUGCUGGUCUGUUUUUUAAGAGCUAUCUGGUAGCUUCAACGAUAAAGAUACUGUGACAAUUUUAUAUUGGUUGCCUCAACAAGUAUGAGAAAAAUUUUAUGAUUUUAGAAUUGGGUUUUGGCUAGAUUGGAGGUUCAAGCGCUAACUAUUUGUUAAAAGAAGGAAGGAGUUCGCGUUUGAUUGCUUCCUUAAUAGCAGUGAAGGGAGCUUCUUGUUACUGUUGUUGUUUCCACAUUAGUGGGGUCUUAAAGUAUGCUCCAUAAUCUAGUGAAUCUAUCCCGAUAGUCCACUACUCAGGAAGACUUAAAUUAACACUCCGAGUGUACCCUGCUUUCUUCCCUUUGAAUGGGGACUGAUGUUGCUGAUGUAGUGGAUACAGUGCCAUAUCUUUAUUCCUUCAAGGCACAUCGUUCAAUGUGCACAGAAUUAAUGAAAUUGGUUGAUAGAAUUGGACAUGUAUUUCCAGAAAUAGAAGCAGCUCGGCCACGAUGCUCGUCAGGAAUACAGGCGCUGUGCUUGUUAAAUGGCACAGUUGAGAAAGCAAAGCAAAUUCUUCGAUACUGCUGUGAGUCUAGUAAACUAUAUUUGGUAAUUACUGGGGAUGUAAUAGUCUCAAGAUGUCAAAGAUCAAGGAACAAUUUUGAACAGAGUUUAGGCCAAAUUCAAACUAUGGUUCCAACUAUGUUGGCUGCUGAGAUCUCUCGAAUUAUUGAUGAUCUAAAUGCAGCAACAUUUAUGCUGGACUCUUCUGAUGAAGAGGCUGGUAAGGCUGUUCGUGAACUGAUUCAGCAGGGCGCUAAUGUAUCCGACUCAGUGGAAAAUUCUGAAAUAAAAACUCUUCAACUUGCUGCUUCAAGGCUUCAUAUUACAUCCCCAAAGGCUAUAUUAAUAGAGAAAAGAUCAAUUAAGAAGCUGUUAGAUAAAGUUGGUGACAAUGACCCUACCAAAAAGAAAAUCUUAAAAUAUCUUUUGUAUCUGCUGAAGAAGUAUGGGAACUUGAUUAUGGAAGAGCAAAUAGAGAAUCCCAAGGCUGAGCGUGCAGGAUCAGUUGUGCCCACAAACUCUAGCAAUACUUCUGUAUAUAGUCAAUCUGUUGAAGUAGAGUCUGAUGUAGGAAUUCCACGAUAUGAAGUGCACACUGAUGUUCUAAAUAGAGGUACACCCCCUGAGGAGUUUAAGUGCCCCAUAUCUAUGAGAUUGAUGUAUGAUCCUGUUGUCAUUGCUUCUGGACAAACAUUUGAAAGGAUGUGGAUACAAAAGUGGUUCGAUGACGGUAAUGAUACAUGUCCAAAAACAAAAGUAAAACUGGCCCAUCGUUCAUUUAUUCCAAACACAGCCAUGAAAGACUUGAUAUCAAAGUGGUGUGAAAAGUAUGGAGUCACCAUUCCUGAUCCAAGUAUGAAAGCAUUUCACUUAUUGGACAUGUCUUCUACAUCCAUUGCUAGCUUAGGCAGUUCUAUGAAUGAUCUACACCUUCCACUGGAUAUCAGCAAUAUGUCACUUGGGUCUUUAGAUGCUAGUUACAGUUCAGACUCUUCACGCACUAGGUUUUCAGAUGGAUCCAGUGUGACAUUGGCAGCAAAAAAUGAUGAUGGCCUUAGAUUCCAGUCUUAUGCAUGCAUAAAUGAGAGAGAUUCAGAUUUUUUUACUAGACUCUCUGAGCUUAAUUGGGGCUCUCAAUGCAAAAUGGUUGAAGAUGUCAAAAGCCAUUUGCAAAAUAAUCAUCAAUCCUGUCAUUCUAUGUCAUCUGAGAAUUUUGUUGAUCCUCUCAUUAGAUUUCUGAAGGAUGCAUGUGAGCGACAUGAUGCAAGAGCUCAGAAAGCUGGAUCUCAAUUGUUACUUGUGUUUGUGAGCAAAAACAGAAGUGGGUUACCAUACUUGCAUGAAGAUAUAUUUAGUCUACUGGUGUCUUUCCUUGACUCUGAAGUAACUGAAGAGACUCUUGCAAUACUGGAAGUGUUGUCUGACCAUCCAUAUUGCACAACUAAAAUCACAGGCUCUGGCGCUCUUGUUCCUAUACUAAAGAUUCUUGACUCACAGUGCAAAGAAUUCCAGGAACAAGCCAUUAAAAUCCUGCAUAAUCUUUCCUCAAACAGUGACAUAUGUUCCCAAAUUGUAUAUUUGGAGUGCAUCCCAAAGUUAGUUCCUUUCAUAAAUGAGGGCAGAAUUGCAAGACAUUGUAUGGUUUUAUUGAAAAAUUUAUGCGAUAUUGAAGAGGGUAGGGUUGCUGUUGCUGAAACAAAUGGAUGCAUUUCUUCCAUUGCUGAGCUACUUGAGAGCGGCAGUCGUGAAGAACAGGAGCAAGCAGUGGCUGUUCUUCUUUCUUUAUGCUCUCAGCGUGUCCAAUAUUGUCAGUUGGUCAUGGAUGAAGGUGUUAUUCCUUCCCUUGUUGAUAUAUCUAUCAAUGGAAAUGAUAAAGCAAAAGCAACUGCUUUAGAAUUGCUUCGGCAAUUAAGAGAUAUUGAGUAUGGAAAUGAACAAGAAUGCUUUCGAUCUGACGCUGGUGCCAGUAGAGAUGAAAACCAGCACCCUAAAGAAAAGAAAUCUUCCAAGACAUCGGGAUUUUUCAGGAUGAAUUUAUUCUCAAAACAUAGUUCUCAUGCAUCAAAGAAGAAGAGAUGACACUCAGAUCUGCCUUUUAUUUGUUGACUUUGUGGUGAUGCAGAUUCUCUUAUCAUUACAAAAAAUUGAAUCAGCCUGGUGGAAUAUCAGUUUCUCCCUUGUUGGGUUGCACUUUUACCUGGAAUGAAGCAGCAAUAUCACAAUAUUAUAGCUAAUUGUAGAUUAGUUGGUAAGUGAUCUUUUUUUUUCCCCCUAACACUAAUUCAUGACAUGUAGAAUUUGAUAGCUUCAUUAUUUUCUGAUGAUGAGUGUGCCGCCAUGUUCCAGCUGUAUAUUUAAUAACAUUGUAUAGACUAGUUUAAUGUGUUAUUGAUAUCCUAAGUUGAUAGUCUGAAA